Messenger RNA from Gigantopelta aegis, 1218 nucleotides. RefSeq names its product collagen alpha-6(VI) chain-like. The record is from RefSeq and is a predicted model, not a curated record. Bases 1 to 1218 code for a protein of 405 amino acids. NCBI's taxonomy places the organism in Eukaryota, Metazoa, Mollusca, Gastropoda, Neomphalida, Peltospiridae. The transcript has 4 exons.
AUGAUACCAUGUCUAGCCGGCACCAGUCUCGAGUUCGUCUGUGAAGGAAAAACCAAGACAACCAUGUGUUCCCUGUCCUGGGCAGUGCUGCUUGUGCUGGUGCCGUGUGUUCUGUGUCAGAGUCUUGACCAGACGAGAGUCUCCGGUGCAUCAGGAUCCGAAGUCGUCCGAGCUGUGGUGAACCUCAUACACGAGUCGUGCAUCUUCAAACACGACAAACUCUUUCUGAGAAGAUUAGCCUUCGUCAAAUCCGUAGAUGGCACAGACCCAAAGGCGUUUCUCCCAAACAGCGGUGGAAUUUGGCAGGUUAACACAACCCAGUUUACCCAGAUUAUAGGCAGCACAUCUGCCGUCAAUUUGUUCCCAUCAAUCAAGUCGCACUUUGGAAUUGACUGGCAACGCGUGACCAUGGACGAUCUAAAAAAGCCGCUGUUUUCUGGAAUUGGCGCCGCUCUGUUGAUGACUAUGGUUAAUGAAGAGGUACCGCGGAGCGUGGAGAAACAGUCGGCGUACUACUUCAGGCACUUCGACUCGGAUACGAAUGCAGCGCACACGUUCUACACCACGGCUACUCAGCUCCCUAACGCUUGCAAAAUGAGUAAUCUGGACCUGGCGUUCCUGGUGGACACGUCUGCAAGCCUGUCGGUGACAGACUUCCAGAAGGCGAAACGUUUCGCCUCGACGAUGAUCGACAGCUUCACCAUUGGUCCAGGCGGAGUGCAGGUGUCCUUCGUGACCUUCAGCACUGGCUUCAAAGUCCACUUCAACCUGAACGACCACCACACCCGCCGCGACAUCAAGGACGCCAUAGCUCGCGUCCCGUACACAACCGGGGCCACCGACACGGGCGCCGCACUGGCGUACGUCAGCCACAACGUGUUCAUGUCGGCCACGGGUGCCAGGCCGGACGCGUCCAAGGUAGUGAUUCUCGUUACGGACGGCCGGUCUACGGAUCACUCCAAGGCCGUGCAGGCGGCACAGGAGGCCAAGAAGAAGGGCAUUUUGAUCUUCGCCAUUGGAGUCGGUAACAAGACGUUCUCAGACGAGUUGAACGAACUGGCCACGGAGCCCAACUGCACGCACGUCAUACAACUUCUGGGAUACGGCGAUCUGGACGCGCUCAUCGACGAAAUUAGACAGGAGUCAUGCAAAGCUGGAAGUGAAAGUCUUGAUCUUUGUUCGAGCAAUCCAGAUGACAAAGUUUCUUUUGUACAUUGA